CGAGGAAGGACGCCAUUAUCGGAAUCCACACAAACAACACGAGAAUUCAUCAUUCACACGAUAUAAAUGAUGUCAGAGCAAGAUUUGGUGGAGAUAGUCCAGAUUGCAGUGGCAGAUUUGAAUCACGAGGGUCACCAAGCAGAAGAAAGAAAGUCAUAGGGGUCUGGAAUAACAUGAGGGUGAGUAAAUGAUGAUAGAAUUUUCAUUUUUGGCCAUACUAUUCCUUUACAUUAGAUGUCCUGGAGAAUAAUGAAGAAGCUGAUCAACCUGGGAGAAAACGAGCAAGGAUGGACUGUAAUCAAGAGACAUCAAUUAAGUCACUGCUGGUAUCCAUCAGUCAGGCUAUCUGCGAGCGGCUUGACAGCAUGGAGGCUAAACUGCAGGCUCUAGAGGCCACUUGUCGAGGGUUAGUGGAGAAACUGGACAUAGUUAUGGGGAAGAACCCAGCAAUGAUCCAGGUACCUAUGGUGGCUGGGUCCCCAUUUGGAGCCACUCAGACUUGCGACAAAGUACGUUGUGUUGUUCCCCAGACAAAUGUCGUAGUUAGUGGAGAAAAGCAAAAGAUGCCACGGGAGGAGACAACACCACGUACCUCCGACUCUUUAGAGAACUUACUGAGCAAUACUGUUGGGCGGGGAAGACAGAAAACCAUUGUGCUGAAGGUUCCAGUCCAGGAAGAGAUUCAGGAGGACCAGGAAAGCGGUUCUGAAACGAGCGAUUCGGUGUCCAACAGCGGCCAGCCAUCAUCUCAGAAUGCCAACAAUGUGACGCUCAUCACUCUGAAUUCGGAGGAGGACUACCCAACAGGGACAUGGCUGGGUGAUGAAAACAAUCCAGAGAUGCGUGUGCGCUGCCCUGUGUCUCCAGCCGACAUGCUGCACAUCAGUACUAACUGCCGUACAGCGGAAAAGAUGGCUCUGACGCUGCUCGACUACCUUUUCCACCGUGAGGUGCAAGCCGUCUCCAACCUCUCUGGUCUGGGCAAACAUGGCAAGAAACAGCUGGACCCGCUCAUGAUCUAUGGCAUUCGAUGUCAACUGUUCCACAAGUUCGCUAUUACUGAGUCGGACUGGUACCGCAUCAAGCAAAGCAUCGAUUCCAAGUGUCGCACUGCCUGGCGCCGGAAGCAAAGGGGACAAAGCCUUGCCGUCAAAAGUUUCUCUCGACGGACUCCUGCCUCGCAGAACAGCUCAGAUGGAGUUUCAGCUGCAGAGACGUCGCCUAUUGAGACUUCUACACAGCAGGCCUUGCACUACGCCCUGGCUGGUGCUGGACAGCAAGUCCAGAUCCACCGUAUCGGAGAAGACGGGCAGGUGCAAGUAAUCCCGCAGGGACACCUCCACAUCGCUCAGGUUCCACAGGGUGAACAGGUGCAGAUCACACAGGACAGCGAGGGCAACUUGCAGAUCCACCAAGUGCAUGUUGGACAAGACGGACAGGUAAAUGUUCUAAGAGGACCGCAGCUCAUCGCCGUGGCCUCAGCCGAUGGGACGAGCGGAGUUGACGCAUCUCCUCUACAAGCUAACGACAUUCAGGUGCAAUACGUCCAGCUUGGAGCGGUCACCGACCACACCGGCACAGUACAAGCAGAAGCUCUGACUCCUGCACUGCAGGCGGAGAUAGAUGUUAAGGAAACCAUUCAGCUCCAGCAAACGGAGAACGGAGAGGUGGUCCAGAUCCAGAUGCCCGUCAACACCGUCGGCACUUGAGAUGCUCACCCAAACGUAAUCACCAAUAUUCAGCGAGAACAUGGAGCUGGUUGAAACCAAGAAGAGUGGGUGCUCAAGCUCCCUAAUUCUCAAAGAAACCCCCUCAUCUCCAGUCAAAAGUUAUUGGCAAAAUCCAAGUAAAGCAAAUGUGAUUUGUUUAUAAUGUGACAGCUCUUUUGGAAACUACUUACAGUACCCCACCCAUUACAGUAAUAGCAUCUACUCUGCUUAGUAACAUAUAUGCUAUGUUUGCUUCAUUGCUGGCUGAUCAAAUCUCUCUGGCUCUUGUCACAGAGUAAAGCGACAUGGAACAAAAAAUCUUUGCAGUAACUCUUAAGCAAAGAACAAGUAUGAUCAACUAGAUAUUCGAGCAGACUGUCAAACUGUCAGGGUUUAAAUCAUGUGAAGUCCAAUUUCCAUAAACUCUCCUUGUGUCAUUUUUCUAGUACAAGCAUCUAUUCCUUAUGACAUUACAAACCAGCACCAUUGUAAGGUAUGCUUUGAUUUAUAACCCUAGAUUUUCAGUUCUCUUUUUGUUUUUGUGUGUGUGUGUGUGUGUGUGUGUGUGUGUGUGUGUGUGUGUGUGUGUGUGUGUGUGUGUGUGUGUGUGUGUGUGUGUGUGUGUGUGUGUGUGUGUGUGUUGAUGUGGUGUUUGGGGAAUAUUUAAGGACCGCCCCUUCUCUCUCAUCAAUAUUUGAUUGCAUUCAUAUUGGUUUAGCCCAAUAUUUAGUUUCCCAUACCUUUAUUGUACAAACAACUACUGAAGGUUUUGUAGAGCAGUUUACUAAAAUACAGCAAAUAUGUGAUAACAAAGAGCUGUUAAUGUAGUAUAUGAAUUAUGUACUUUUCAUAUAUAUUAUAUUUGUGUAUGAUAGAUUUGUUCAAAUUGAAUAAAUGAAUGUUGUUUCCAUGUAUAGUAUCCUGAGCUAUCUAUGACAGUAACUGUAACAAUAUCUCCCAGACCAAACCUAGUAGGACCAAAGUCCCUUUCGAGGCAAGUCAGUCCACUCGGCAGCCAUCUUUGAAUGCUUCCCUUGCAGCAAUUUUCUAUGGAUACGAGUGCAGGUCCUAUCUACUUGAAUAGAGGAAAGACCGAAAUCUAAAUGGCUGGUCAAGAUUAUGGUCAAAUCACAUUUCAAACUUCAGUAAAAUCUGACAACAACGGUAUCAUACAUUGUGCUUCUUUAGCUCAGAUCAUGAAAAAAACACUAUUUUUUAGGCUGGUCCAGCUAAUUCUCAAGUUAACUGACAGGUGAUGUCUGUAUCUAAAAGGAGAUUGACUCUUGUACCUGUAAGGCAGGACUUUCUUUUUUACAUUGGCCAUAUUGGGCGUUCUAAUUUCUCCAAUUGAUUUUAAUAUCAGUUCUCUGUCUCAGGUUAA
Messenger RNA from Xyrauchen texanus (razorback sucker), 3090 nucleotides. Its product is annotated as protein BANP. Bases 288 to 1709 code for a protein of 473 amino acids. The record is from RefSeq and is a predicted model, not a curated record. The transcript is spliced from 13 exons. Gene Ontology annotation, molecular function: DNA binding. Gene Ontology annotation, biological process: protein localization to nucleus; negative regulation of protein catabolic process. NCBI's taxonomy places the organism in Eukaryota, Metazoa, Chordata, Actinopteri, Cypriniformes, Catostomidae.